Molecule: messenger RNA, 3918 nt
Organism: Chiloscyllium plagiosum (whitespotted bambooshark)
Lineage: Eukaryota; Metazoa; Chordata; Chondrichthyes; Orectolobiformes; Hemiscylliidae
Gene: plag1
Product: pleiomorphic adenoma gene 1
Biological process (GO): negative regulation of transcription by RNA polymerase II; regulation of immune system process; regulation of cytokine production
Cellular component (GO): nucleoplasm
Molecular function (GO): DNA-binding transcription activator activity, RNA polymerase II-specific; DNA-binding transcription repressor activity, RNA polymerase II-specific; RNA polymerase II cis-regulatory region sequence-specific DNA binding
Source: RefSeq, a predicted model, not a curated record
GAACAAUGUUGUUACAAAUCUCCUUAUUUGUCACCAUUGCAUAGGGAGGUUGCAGAAGCUUUGAAUUCCAAAAGAACGGGAAAAAAUUGUUCUCUUCAUAAAGACAAAUGAGCACAUGACUUUGCAAGAAUUACACGCAUUUCCCUAGCUGCAGGAUAGUAGGCAUUCCAGUCAACCCUGAGAUAUCAUAGCCACAUUUCACUGGUAAGUAAGGAAUUUCACUUCCUCAACGUCCAGCUGCUGUAAAACCAUACACAGUGUUUCUUGGAGGCAGUCAUAAUGGCUACAUUCUGCUUAGUUUGCUAUAUUUCCAGUAUUUGAGCCACAAUGACAAAUCUCAGUAACUUAUAAGUGACAAGGUCUGGAAUAGAAUAGACUCCCUAUAGUAUGGAAAUAAGCUAUUCAGCACACCAAGUCUGCACUGACCCUCCAAACAGCAUCCCACAUCCCGACCCAACUCCAUCCUAACCCCAUAAUCCUGCAAUUCCCAUGGCUAACCCAUAUAGCUUGCACAUCCCUGGAUACUGUAGACAAUUGAGCAUAGCCAAACCACCUAACAUGCACAGAUUUGGACCAUGGGAGGAAGCUGGAAUACCUGGAGGAAAUCCACACAGAAAUUGGAAAAAUGUUUGUGUGGAGUUUGCACAGUUGCCUGAGAGUAGAAUUGAAUGUGGGCCCCUGGCAUAAUGAAGCAGCAUUGCUAACCACUGAGCCACCGUGUCGCCUGAUACACUGAUCAAAUGGCUCGUGACUCAGAUGUACAAGCUGUUACAAAGUUGAAUGAGUAUAUGUUCACUUUAAAAAGGGAGCGUUUUCUGAAUUUGAAGUGCAGGCUCAGCUGCCUGAAUGGAAAGGCUGGGAGAUGGGCUGUUCCAAAAUAGAUACAUGUAACAGUUGGCUGUUAAAUAAAUACCUGAGUUUUGGUUGCUGUUUUGACAACCACUCAAAUUUAACCAAUUACUUUAAUCAUGCCCAGGAUACUGAAACCCAAAUGAGUUUGAAUUCAUUGUUUGACAAUAUCAGACCAAUGAGAAGGAAUAAUGCUGGGGGUUUAAAUACAUGAGCAUUUUGAAAAUUGGUCAAAACAACUGCCACCAAUCAGCAGAGGAACUGCUGAAGAGCCGGAGAGCUAACUGCCCCUCUAACAUCUUGCUCUCCGAGAAAUUCAAAGACACUAUCAAAAAGUUAUCUUUUCCUGUAAAAACAUACUCACAGUAAAAAGAAAGCCGCGACCCAGGGAGAUCAGCAGACAGAAGAUUGAAGACAUUGGAGAGGAGAGAAACUUUGUGGACUUGAGAUCAUCAAAAAUGACAUAUUUUUGGUUGCCAGCUGGAGAAAUUAGCUGAACUGGUUGAGACUAUUGCAAAUGAUUUGCAACAGGACAGUGGAGUACAGAAAAGGUUCUAUUUUCAUGAUUUGCAGAAACCUGGGGCAAAGAGCGAUUGCACAAAACUAAGUGAGCCUGAAACUGAUUUCCACAAUGAAAAGUGGUAUUUUCAUCAUGUAGAACUAGGAAGAAAAUCAUUUGAACAGGUUCUAAGUGCCAAAGGUGUUGAACACAUGAAACAUCAGAAAGAAGAAACAGAAGUCAAUUUACAUCAGCACAACUGGGCCAAACUGAAUUGUUCAGAAAUCGGGCAUUCUAUGGACUGCGAUGGCCACUGUCAUCCCUGGUGAUCUUUUAGAAAUAAAGGAUACUCAGAAGGUUCUAGUGGGGAAGCGUAAACAAAGUGACACCAAAGCAAGAAAAUCCUUUCCUUGUCAGUUGUGCGGAAAGAUCUUCACUAGUGUUGAGAAACUGAAAGUACAUUCCUAUUCACACACUGGUGAAAGACCCUACAAGUGUUCACACGAAGCCUGUACCAAGGCAUUUGUGUCUAAGUAUAAGCUACUGAGGCAUAUGGCCACCCAUUCACCUCAGAAGACCCACAAGUGUACUUAUUGUGAGAAAAUGUUCCAUCGUAAAGAUCACCUAAAAAACCACCUACAGACUCAUGAUCCAAACAAGGAAGCCUUCAAGUGUGAGGAAUGUGGGAAAAACUACAAUACAAAGCUUGGUUAUAAACGUCAUCUGGCUCUACAUGCUGCAACUAGUGGUGACCUUACCUGUAAAGUUUGCUUACAAACAUUUGAAAGCACAGGAGUGUUACUGGAGCACCUGAGGACACAUGCUGGCAAGUCAAGUGGCACAAAGGAAAAAAAACACCGGUGUGACCACUGUGACCGUUGUUUCUAUACACGGAAAGAUGUUCGGAGACACAUGGUAGUACACACUGGAAGGAAAGACUUCCUUUGUCAGUACUGUGCCCAGAGAUUUGGUCGGAAGGACCACUUGACACGCCACAUGAAAAAAAGUCAUUCUCAAGAGCUGCUGAAGGUGAAAACUGAACCACCAGAUUUUGUGGAUCUAUUUAGCUCUAAUCCAUCAUUGUCCUUAAAAGAUGAGCUAACACCAGUGAUGUCUGUGGUUUCCAGUGAACUGACAACUAGGCCAUUUACAAAUGCUUUACAAAUGAAUAUUUACAGUGCCCAUAUUCAGACAAUGCAAACGCUAGGGUCAACAAACCAAAUGGUCUCUACACCAUUACCUUUAGGAAUGAGUUGCCCAUUAGAAAUUGAAUCUUCAAUUCGGCCUCCUCAAGAACUCUCCUCAAAAUAUUUCCUUGGCUCUACCUCAUAUGCCAUUGCAAUGCCUGAAAAAGGACAACCAUUAAAGAAUGAAAUAGAUAGUUACUUAAUGGAUAUACAAAGUGAUUUGCUUUCCUCCUCCCAUGACACUCAAUCAUCCUCAUCAAAACUGGGCUUGGAAUUGCAGGCAGGGUCUCUGGGUGAUGGAUAUGGGGAUAUUUUACUUUCAAAAAGUCCAACGGUCCUCUCUGAACCUCUGAAUACAUCAUCUUUAGACUUUUCUCAGUUGUUAAGUUUCUUGCCACUUAAUAGUCCUGCAUACAAUCAGCCAGUUUCUUUUGGCAAUCCUGGAGUGUGUUAUACACAGGACGAACCUCACACAUCCCUCCUUCCUCUUGCAUCACAGAACCAGGAUUCACAUGAAACUGGCAACAGUAUUGGUCUCCAUGCUCUACAUCCUUUAUCUACAGUCUUCACGACUAGCUUAAGCACAACAACACUACCACGUUUUCACCAGGCUUUCCAAUAGCCAAUGCAACUUUCUGAUCCACUUCCUUUUACAUAGAUUCUUCUCUGUGGUGUCAGUUUCCAGAUGGAAUAUUAAGGAAUUGGCCUGUAGACUCUUAAUGGCUUCUAAUAUCUUGCUACUUUGUGAAUAGUCACAGGAGACGAGCAAAAAUGGGUAGCACAAAACUGUGUACUUUUGUUCAUGAUGGGAACAUCCUGUGUAGCAGCUGAUGUAUAAUAAAUAUGCAUUGCAGGUUAGUAAGGAGAUUUGAAUCUAAUCUACCAUUAAUAAAGUCAAAUUGACUAGUCUGGAGUUUUAUAGAAAGAAUACAUACUCCAUAGCACCUCAUCCGACACAAAGAGUGAUGGUUCUUAUAGGUGUAACUUUGAGGCAUUAAAAAAGAAUUUUCAGGUUUAGUUAGAGUGACUGCAACAUUCACAGUGCAUUUUCCUUUUUUAAAAAAAAACACAAACUAUUCAAUUUUAAACUAAGGUCCAUGUUACUUUGUGAAAUGAUUUUACGAAGUUGGUUUUUAGAUCUUUUGGUGGUUCUUAAUUGUGAUUUUAAGUUUCAACAUCAAGUACCUUUUAAACUGGGGGCAUAUCUGUGCACCUGGAACCUAGCAAUUUUUUUUAAUUCAAAUGCUCCAAAGAAGUUAUGGGGAAUAGAUUAAUUUAAAUUAUAUGCAAACUGAAACACUUUGAAAAUCUGUAAAGCUUAUAAAUGCCAUCAAAUUCAAUACAGUGCAUUUUAAAAACUCUGGCUAUGACUUUAUUGAAAUU